Messenger RNA from Asparagus officinalis (garden asparagus), 357 nucleotides. RefSeq names its product protein NYNRIN-like. Lineage: Eukaryota; Viridiplantae; Streptophyta; Magnoliopsida; Asparagales; Asparagaceae. Gene Ontology annotation, biological process: DNA integration. The record is from RefSeq and is a predicted model, not a curated record. Gene Ontology annotation, molecular function: nucleic acid binding. The transcript has a single exon. Bases 1 to 357 code for a protein of 118 amino acids.
AUGGAUAUUGUUGGACCAAUCACUCUGCCAACGGUCAAAGGACAUCGGUUCAUCUUGGCAGUGACUGAUUACUUUUCCAAGUGGGCAGAGGCAAUUUCACUGAAAGAAGUCAAAGAUUCAAAUGUGAUCAAGUUCAUCAAAUAUCACCUCAUCUACCAUCUUGGUAUACCAAGACGAAUAGUCCAUGACAACAGAACCCAGUUCGUCAGUGGUUUUCAGAGGUUCUAUGAUAGGUUCAGGAUCCAAAGUGUCACAUCGAUGGCAUACUAUCCUCCAGCCAAUGAACUUGCAGAAGCGUUCAACAAGACUAUUGUAAAGCUUCUUAAGAAGUUUGUAUCCAAGAGUUGUCGCGACUGA